Metarhizium brunneum ARSEF 3297 is the source of this 2214-nucleotide messenger RNA. RefSeq lists its product as uncharacterized. Gene Ontology annotation, molecular function: DNA-binding transcription factor activity, RNA polymerase II-specific; zinc ion binding; RNA polymerase II cis-regulatory region sequence-specific DNA binding. Gene Ontology annotation, cellular component: nucleus. NCBI's taxonomy places the organism in Eukaryota, Fungi, Ascomycota, Sordariomycetes, Hypocreales, Clavicipitaceae. Gene Ontology annotation, biological process: DNA-templated transcription; positive regulation of transcription from RNA polymerase II promoter by galactose. The record is from RefSeq and is a predicted model, not a curated record.
AUGCCGGAGGCUUCGGGAAUCAAGCGACCGAGAAACCAAAGUGACGAGACCGAGACGGGCAAACGACGUGCGCCUUAUGCCCUGCGCGCUUGCGAUACCUGUCGACGGCGCAAGGUCAAGUGUGAUGGAAGUCAGCCUUGCGCCGCCUGCACCGGCCGUCACGACGCGUGCUGCUAUUCCGGAGACUUGGGUUUAUUCAUGCCCACGCCCGCCGCCCAUGUCCAGUCCCGUCAGGCCGACGCGGCGGCAUCAACGAACCCAGAACACGCCUCCAUCGUCGAGAUCAUGUCGAGCUUCCAGAGCCAAUUGGACGACCUGGCGUCCCGUCUGCAAUCCGCAAGCCAAGGCCGGACAAGCCAGCCAGCGGCGGCCGACGCCAGAAGGAGGGAGAACGGCCAUGCCGGCGUCUCGACGGCAUCCGCGAGCCAUGCUGUGCCCAGUUCCACUGCCCACGUACCGCCAGUCGCGACCCAGGGCUUUUACGGCCCAACCAGCCCAGACUACAGUCUGAACGUGGCCCAGAUGAAAUUGCGGCAGACGACCCUCCUCACAACGGAGCCGCAUGGGCAGCAGCUUCAGCUUGCCAGCAUCGACAAUGAUGUGGCGUCCCAUCGCGAACAUGGCGCCGACAAUGCAGGCAUGGGCGGCCGAGAACUAGGGGACCAAUUUCGGCUGUUGCAGUUCCGCUCUCUGUUUGACUCGCAGGAAGCCAUGCGACUCCUCUCGGUGUAUCAAGAGGUGAUUGGAGAGUUCCACCCCGUCAUCGACAUCAAUGGACUCAUGGCUCAGGCCCAGCGCUGGUAUGCGGAAGACAACUCGCCCUGGAGUCUCUCCCCGGAAGGAGGAGGGACCUCGGUGGACCAAGACCUUGUCAUCCUCAACCUCGCUUUGGCCAUUGCGCUUCGUGCAGAGUCUACCUCGUCCGUCUCCGAGGUUGAACGGUACAUCACCGAGAAUUGCCAAGGUGCAGCCAACGCAAGGAUAACAGCGCCCGUCUCCAGCGUAAAGCAGGUCACUAUUGCACUACUCAGCGGCUGGCACUACUUGUUCCACGACGCGCCCCGAUCAGCUUGGCGCAUGUGCGGCAUCGCCGGGCACAUGUUGAUGGAGCUUGGAUAUCACAACGGCCACGUUUUGAAGCAAGUGCUGGAUAAUGAAACGCAGACCGCCGAGGUGUACAGCAUCAUAUGCAGCGUCAUUAUCCUCGAUCGCCAAUGGAGCGCGUCGACGGGGCUGCCAACGCAUUUUAAAACAUCUAGUUUCGACCCCUUGCCCAAGGACUUGGUCAAGAACCCGUAUCUGAAAGCCAUGCUGGCCUUCAUCAUAAUUAGCGACAAGUUUGGCGAGCCCAUCUUCAAAGCCGCCAAAGGAGAAAGUUACCUGGACGAAGACGCGUUCGAGGUGAUGAAUAUCCAAAUCGACCAGUGGAGAAAAAAGGCUGUAGGUGACGUCUCUCUAGCCCAGCUGGGCUCGUCGUUGGCGAACCCGUCCAUGAGGCCGCCUUCGUGGGUCAUUCUCCUCAAUCUGCGUGCCGAGUCUGCCCGGAGCCUGCUUCUCAAACCGUGCUUCUUUUUGAAUACAGACAUUGAGGAUGGCAAGAAAUACCUCCCCCCUGCCAUAGAGCUAGUAUAUAACAUGGUGAAUACUCUAUACCUGUUAGACAGCUCUACUAACAUUUACCGCACGCAACAUCCAUUCUAUCAGCACCUGCUGGCAUCUGCUUGCGCCCUUGCCUUUCUCGUCGUGGCCUUCAUCGAGCAAAACAAGACUCUACUGCUGGCGACGUUACCGGCCAAUCUAACCGACUGGCUUAGUCGCAGCCUCCAGAUGGCUGUGGCGCUGGCGACAAACUAUGCUCAUAUAUCGCGCGCCUCGGGUAGACUUCUUCAAAGACUCUCCGAGAUGCGCGGCAUUCUUGUCAAUUUGGGUUUGCUAAAGGGACAAGAUGGCCAGGACAAGGUAUUCCCCAACGGUAAUAAGGAUGGGCCGUCUGCCGCGAAUACCUCCAAGAUGUCCCAGAGGAAGAGAAUAUCUACAUCUGCCUUGCCGGACCAGUUCAGCCCGUCGUUUGCUAAUUUCCCCGUGGCAGCAGCUUAUGGGGCCGGAUUGGGUUCCGUUCCCGGCACAGACAUGCCGUCCGGAUGGGCGGAGUCGAUCUGGGCACAUUGGCCAUUUUGCGACGAUGACAACUUGUUCUUGGAAAACCAAACGUGA